AGCACUUUUUUUCACUGUCUUCCCCUUUCUGCUGUGACGUGUCUCCUCGCACUACUCAGCUCCAGGCAGCAGGAAAAGGACAAUUGUAAAUCCAGCACCAGCUCACCCAGCUCUCCGCCUUUCCUUCAGUGCACACAGGUUUCCUGGGGAGCUCAGCCAUAAAUGAAGUGAUCCAGUUAGUUCUCCAGAUGUGGCCCCAGCCAGGGGAUCUGACACAUCCUUCCAGAGUUCUGAGAGGAUAUGUCCUGGAAGAGAGUAAUGAGUCCACCCCAAUGUUUCAUCCGGCACCUGGACCACCUUGUGUUGACUGUUAAGAGCAUUGAGGACACUGCUGCCUUUUAUUCCAAAGUUCUGGGUAUGGAGGUGGUGACUUUCAAGGGAAAUCGUAAAGCUUUACGUUUUGGCAACCAGAAGUUUAACCUGCAUGAAGUUGGGAAGGAGUUUGAACCCAAAGCUCGAUGCCCAGUUCCUGGCUCUGCAGAUAUCUGCCUUAUCACAGAGGAAUCUCUGGACCAUCUCCUGGGUCAUCUGAAGGCUUGUGGAGUGGCCAUUGAAGAAGGUCCCGUGGCCAGGACUGGUGCUGUGGGUCCAAUAACAUCUGUAUACUUCCGAGACCCUGAUGAGAAUCUGAUUGAAGUUUCUAGAUACAUCACAGAUAAAAAUGGAGCCAGUGGAGGAGAACCAUAACCACGACCCAUUCUCUGCCUGUGUCCCAGCAGGAAGUCUGAUGCAGGGGUCAGCAUUCAUUUUGUAAACAUAGAAUAAGGCUCAGCUCCCAGCUAGAAAUAUAGAACUGCAUGAACCUUGAGAGCUUUCCCAAGACAAGAUCAGCUCUGGCUUGCUUAGCUCUUACCUCUGGAUAUGAACCAUAGAACCACAGAAUCGUAAAAUCCUUAGAGUUGGAAGGGACCUCUGGAGGCCACCUAGUCCAACUCCACAGCAAUGCACAGAUAUACCACAGCUAGAUCAGGUUGCCCAGGACCUUACCCAGCCUCACUUUGAAAGUUUCUAGGCAUGGGGCAUCAACCACAUCACUGGGCAACAGCAAUCAUUGCUGACUACUCCCAUCCCAAGUGAACAAAACCACGUCACUUUUCAAGUCCCUGCAAAAAUCUAGCUGAGGGAGAAAUAGGGUGCUAAGGAGACAGUGGUAUCAGGCAAAGAAAUUCUAAAUUGGCUCCACAUUCAGCCCAGCCUGGCUGUCUAGGGCUGUCACUAUCUGAGUUUCCUCCUUUCUUUAAUUUCUUCAAUUAUUGAAAAGCAUAAAAGAACAAGGAGGGGUUACUUGAGGUUUCUCAAGGAGAGCAGUUCCUCAGCUGGCCACACUGCGGUAGUAAUGUUAUCAUCAAGGAAAUAGAGCUGGAAGACAGAGUGAACUUUUCUGACCUCUACCGUCAAAAUCACCUCUGAAUCAGAAAUUAUCAGCGAAUUGAACUUCUGGGUAUAUCGUAUGAAGCCCACGGUGGAAAAAACCCAAAUCCUAAUAAACACAGUGCUUCCUGUUACCCAAAACUUGUGUCAAUGUCAGUGGCAGGAGAGAAAGCUGCUAGCAGCUCGGAUCAAACCGCCGGUGGGAAUGAACGACAAGCUUUCCCAUGUGAUAUGGAACUUCAGCCUUUGCUUUGCCCUUGGAGAGCAAGAGGGGACCCCUGAGAACGGGGACCGCUGAGAAUGGGGACCUCCGUCCCGGAGCCCCGCGGCCGAGGCCGCUCUCCAGGGUGCUGACGACUUCCAGGAAGCGUAGCUCCUACCGGCCCCACCUCCCCUGCUCUACAACUUCUCCCUGCCCAGGCUCGUGUUCCAGCCCAGCCCCAUUCAUUUUGGGUCUGAGAUUGUCAUCAGUGAUUGCUUACUAGCAGGUGGCCUUCCUGGCUCUGUGCUGGAAGUGUUUAUUUCACUGUGCUUGCGACUGUGGAUAUGGUUGUGAAGAAAGGUCUCCUUUUCUUAAUUUUAUUUAAGUGUACUAUUUCUUGGAACAGCAAUAGAAGGAAGGGUAAUGGAUCUUUUCUUACACAGCUAAAAGGAGAAGUUAUAAAUGUUGAUUGCAUCAUAUCAAUAACUGAAUUAUCCCUUGUUUCAAACAAACUUGCCCAUAGUAUCUACAAGCCAUUUCUUCUCAGACCGAAGACUAAUGACAAUCAAUGAUCUCAGCUUCAGCUCAUCCCCUCCAGCCUCUGCCAGCUUCUGUUGCUUUCCCCCUUAUUUCAAAAGCCAUUCUAUCGUAUAUGUUUGAAUUAAAACUGAAAGACUACAUAA
Coturnix japonica (Japanese quail) is the source of this 2256-nucleotide messenger RNA. Lineage: Eukaryota; Metazoa; Chordata; Aves; Galliformes; Phasianidae. The record is from RefSeq and is a predicted model, not a curated record.